Messenger RNA from Lotus japonicus, 3615 nucleotides. RefSeq lists its product as uncharacterized. NCBI's taxonomy places the organism in Eukaryota, Viridiplantae, Streptophyta, Magnoliopsida, Fabales, Fabaceae. Bases 1 to 3615 code for a protein of 1204 amino acids. The record is from RefSeq and is a predicted model, not a curated record. The transcript is spliced from 5 exons.
AUGAAUCGUACAGAUCUGCGUAGCCUUGCGCCGAAGAGAAGCCAAACAGCGGACAAGACGACGGAGGAUCACAAAGCGCAGAGCGAAGACGCCGACGAAGAAAGGGACCGGGAGACAAGGGGUGAGCACGACCUAGAUCAGCCGAUCGAAAGCAUCGCCGCCGUGACAGGAAGGGAGAAUGGAUUGAACCUUGCAGAUUUUAUGGCCGCCCUUUCUAAGAAUGAAGUGGGUAAAUACAUUGGUAAAAUGGCUCGCCUUACUGAAGAAGAUCUCCUCCGUUUUCGCCGUGAACAACAGGCCGCCCGUGAAAAAAGGAAUCCUUCAAAGUCUGUUGCCGACCAAGACACCAGCCAUUCUGGCACAGAAGUUGGUCGCCCCGCCAAGAAAAAGAAAAAGACUGAAGAACCUGCCUCUCAGAAGAACAAAGCUUCGAACCAGACUUCCUUAGAGCAAUUUAUGAACAGAAAUGACUCGCCAGGGGCGAAUAAAGGCUGCUCAUCAAGCGCUCCGCCUAUUUGCUGGAAGAACUUGCUGAAGGAGUUUGAAGAACUGACCUCCACUGAAGUAACUUCACUUUGGGAUUCAAAGAUAGAUUUCAACUCUCUGGUGGAGACAAACUUGGUUUUUGAAGCUGACCGUGAGAAGAUGAGGAAGAUGGGUUUAAAAGAGGCCUGCCAAGCUAUGAUGACCAAAGGCUUAGAAAUUGCUGCAGUCGCCAAGAUGAUUGACCUAGAAUCUAAUGGAUUCGAUGGCCUCACCAAUGCCAAACUUGUUGAAGAAAAAGAAAAAGAAAUUGGGAAGCUGAAAGCAACGUUGAAGUUGUUAGAUAAAUCCAACAAAGUGAAUGAGAAAAAGGCUGCUGAUUUGGCUGUAGAGAUUGAGGAUGCGAAGAAGACUGCUGAAAAUUACAAAGCUUCUGUUCAGACACUAACUGAGGAAAAUGACAAAGUGAAAACUGACCUCGCCCAAAUAACUACUGUUCAUAACCAAACCCUGGAUGAGAAUUCUAAAAUGAAAACAGAAAUUGCUGAAUUGCAAUGUUCUGUUUUGGAUCAAUUUGAGGCUGGCUUCGCCAAAGCACUAAAUCAAAUCUCUUUUCUCAAUCCUGACCUGGCGAUCAACUUGGAGGGUGCAAACCCUUAUGCUCGUAUCUGUUGCAUGACUAGGGCGAAUCCUGGGUUUUUGCAUCCAUUUAUUUCUGAAAUAGAUCAAGAAUUUCAUAGAUUAAUUAGAGCACGUAGAGCUUUUGUUACUGAUCCUCAUUUAAGUGAUUCUGAUUCUGACCUUGAUUUUGAUUCUGAAUUUGUUGCAGUUUCUGAAAACAUGGCUGAAGAAGGACCGCGAGAGAGAACACUAAGGGAGCUGGCUGCACCUGAUUUCACCUACGAAAGCUUGUGUAUGCAGUAUCCUGAGGAUGUACCAUGUGUACUCAAAACUGGACUAAUCCAUUUAUUGCCUAAGUUUGGUGGUCUUGCAGGUGAAGAUCCUAAUAUGCACAUCAAGGAGUUUCGUACUGUCAUAUCCACCAUGAAGCCUCCUGAAGUUGACAAAGAUCAUAUCUGUUUGAAGGCUUUCCCUCAUUCCCUUCAGGGAACUGCAAAGACCUGGCUGUAUAACCUACCUCCUGCAUCAAUUGCAAGCUGGGACGACCUGAAAAGAAUGUUUCUUGACAAGUUCUUCCCUGCCUCUAGGACAACUUCAAUCAGAAAAGACAUCUCAGGAAUCAGGCAGCUACAUGGAGAGACUCUAUAUGAAUACUGGGAAAGAUUCAAGACACUAUGUGUGAGCUGCCCCCAUCACCAGAUUUCCGACCAGCUCCUAGUUCAGUAUUUCUAUGAGGGUCUGCACAACAUGGACAGAAAUAUCAUUGAUGCUGCUUGUGGAGGCGCAUUGAAUGACAUGACUCCUACUGAAGCCAGGCGUUUGUUUGAGAAGAUGGCUGCUAAUUCUCAGCAGUUUAACACAAGGAGUAAUGAUGCUGUUAGAAGUGUUAGUGAGGUUGGGACAGAUCCAAGGAUGGACAAGCUUGAGAAGAGGAUGGAAACCAUUGCCACCUUGGUUACUCAAUUGGCCAUGAACCAGAAUAAACCUUCACAACAGGCAAAGGUUUGUGGCAUUUGCACUAAAGACCAUAAUACUAAUGUUUGUCCUUCUCUACAGGAACCUACAACUGAGAAUCCUGAAGCAUAUGCUGCCAACAUUUUCAAUAAUCGACCUCAGCAAAAUUAUGAUCUGUCAUCUAACAGAUAUAACCCUGGCUGGAGAAAUCAUCCAAAUCUUAGAUGGCAAUCUAAAGAAUCUUCAUUGGAGAAUAUGUUGAAGCAGAUGACAGCCCAAAACAUGCAGUUCCAACAAGACACCAGAGCUUCCAUACAAGACACCAGAUCCUCCAUUCAAAGGCAGGAAGCAUCUAUUCAGAAUCUAACCAACCAGAUAGGACAGAUGGCUACUUCAAUAAACCAGCUACAAUCCCAUAAUUCUGAUAAGCUGCCCUCUCAGACGGUUGUCAAUCCAAGAAAUGUGAGCGCCAUCACCCUAAGGUCGGGGAAGCGAAUUGAUGCAGACCAUGAACCAGAUCCUGACCCUGAAAAGGAGACAGAGACCAUUGCCACAAGAACCUUCCACGUACAACCACCUUCCAUUCCUCUUCCAUUCCCUCCGAAAGCUAUGCCAAGCAAAAAGAAGGAAGAGGUAGAUAAGGGAAUCUUGGAGAUAUUCAAGAAAGUGGAGGUGAACAUACCUCUACUUGAUGCACUCAAGCAAAUUCCAAGAUAUGCGAAGUUUCUGAAAGAAUUAUGCACUCAGAAAAGGAAGCUGAAAGGAAAUGAAAGAGUUCGCAUGGGGAGAAACGUUUCUGCAAUCAUAGGUAAAGCUGGUAAACCUGCUCCGGUUUCUGAUGUUCCUGAAAAGUGUGAGGAUCCAGGUACAUUUUCUGUUCCUUGUGUCAUAGGUGAUACUAAAUUUGAGAGUGCCAUGCUAGAUCUAGGAGCUUCAAUUAACGUAAUGCCUAUGUCUAUUUUUAAAUCUCUUUCACUUGGACCUUUGAAACCUACGUGUGUUGUCAUCCAAUUAGCAAAUAGGAGCACUGCACACCCUGCUGGUUGGGUAGAGGAUGUCUUGGUUAGGGUUGGUGAACUUGUUUUCCCUGCUGAAUUUUAUGUGCUUGAAAUGGAAAAAGGAUCUUCCCGUAAUACAGUUCCUAUCAUUUUGGGGAGACCAUUUUUAAAGACAGCCCGAACCAAGAUAUAUGUUUAUGCUGGUACACUAACUAUGGAAUUCAAUGAUAUUGUGGUUAGGAUAAACAUUUUUGAUGCUAUGAAACAUCCACCUGAAGACUAUUCUGUGUUUUAUAUUGAUUUGCUUGAUGAACUGCUUGAUGAUAUGCUUGAUGAACAUGAAUCUGAUUUCCUACAUGAUUCUGAUUAUCCUUCCCUAACUGGGUCAUACACUUGUCAUACAUGUACUGCUACUGAAAUGUGUUAUUCUUGCAUUGAUCAAUUUUUGGACACUGUUGUUGUUGACUCAGAUGUUAAGAAAUCUGAUUGCACUAACCCAGUUGUUGAAGUGCAGGCUGCAGAAACUGUAUCUGCUAGUUUGGUUCCAUCUGUUUUGUAG